AUGUCCGCAGCAACGUUUGAUGCGGCUCAACUUUGGUGGCCACCACUAGAACGAUUCUACAUCUCCUUGACAUCCUCCACCCAGAAUUUGCCUGACAAGCUUCAAGAACAGGCCAAGGACUUCGAUCAAGAACUGGAUGAGGUGCAAGCCUACAUUCUGCUCCGGCGGUGGCAAGGAGACCACAAGGAUGCGGUCAUCAGGGAUCACUUGACACUUGAGCAGCUGCACAGCAUUGCCCAGGCGUAUUUCUUGGAGCGUUCCUACGCUAUUGAAAGCCUGAAACUGAUCUUCCAACUCGUUGAAGGGGCUCUGGCGGUGCGGGAUGCUGGCAGCAUGGGGGCGCCAGGAAGGGCGGCGCUGGCGCAGACGCGCAUGCAGCAGGCGGCCGCAGAGCGCUGCGCCCUGCUGGAGACGCUGCUGCUGCUGUACUACAGCCGGCCGCUCAGCGUGGAGCGCUGGCUGGAGCUGGCCGCCGCUGUGCGCUCCAGCCUCGUCCUCAGAAGCUCGGCGCCCAAGUCCGGCCAGAAUCCUGGCCGCCGCGCAGACCACCUGGCGACCAUGGUGCUCCUGCAGACCCUGGAUCUGGAGACACUGCUGCGGCUGGUGGCUGACAACGCAGCGCUGACGGCCGACGCGCACCGCUUCGGCGGCGCGGCCGAUCGGGAGCGGAUCGAUGCAGAGCUGCGCUCCUGGUGGGACGGCCCCUCCGAGGCCCAGACCCCUGUCCUGCUGGCCUGGGCCGCCUUCACCACCCUCGCCAACAUCGUCUCCCCAGACAAGUGCGAGGGAGCAGACUACAGGGGCCACGCGCAGGUGGCAGCGGAUGACGGGGCGCUCGCCAGCCUGGCAGCCAGCGCUUCCAGCCUGUGCAGCCCGGGUGGCAGCGCCGACCCUCUGGCGAGCCUGUUCAGGAGCACGCUGCUGGCGCUGCUGUCGAGCAUUGUUGGCGCGUUCGGGCUCUCCCCUGCCCGGCUGCCCAGCAGGGACCUGGAGCACAUCCUCCAGCUGCUGCAGAGCAUAUUCGAAGGCCAGGAAGACCUGUGCGAGUCGUUCUGGAGCAAGCAGAGCGUAAUCGAAGAGCCGCUGCGACACUUCCUGCAUGAGUCCCGUGGGCUGUACCCUCAGUACCCCGCCCCUCUGCUGCGGCUGCUGUCAGGACUCAGCUCCUCGCGAGAUGCUGCAGUGGAGGCCAACGCAUACCUUGCGAGCCUGCCCGUCAUAGCACAGCUGCACGACAGAUCCCAGCCCUUGCGGUACUUGGAGGAGGGAAGCAGCUUUGCCCAGGAUGUCCAGGCAGCAGAGUCGAUGCCUGUAAUGGGCAUUCCAGACGCCAUCCCAAAGGGUGCGCGGGGGAGUGUGCAUGCGGUGCCGCCAUGCCUAGCAGAUGCAUCGAGCAAUGACAUAGCAGGUGACAUAGACGAGAGGGUGCUGGUGCAGUGGCGACUGCCCAUGCAGCUGGGUGCCGGGCAGAUACUCCUGCUUGCCAUUGUGCAGGAAGAGCUCCUUCUCCUCCACCAGAUCAUGGCGGCACCUGUGCGGGAGCAUGUGCUAGCAUUGAGGCAGAUUGAGGAGGCGGUGGAAGCGCUGAGCCCGCCGAUGCAUCUGCUGGCGCGCAUGACAACCGCGCAGCCAGCGCUGGCGGUAUCGCUGGUGCAGAUGAGGCUGCCCUCGACAGCUGGCGAUGAGAGCGGCAGGGACCUUGUCAGCCUUGUUGCGUCAGCACUGUCCGUGUUGCCUCAGCUGCAUGCACACGCUAAGCUGCGCUCCCGCCUGCUCCCCAUGCUGGAGGACUGCCUGGGGCUGGCUGGAGCGCUGGCGCUGAAUCUGCCGGCGCGCGCUCUGGACGAGGUGUGCACGGCGCCGCUGCUGCAGCCGGCAUCCGCGGUUGCCACCGCUCCACGCAGCCUGGCGCCCGCCCCCAGCUGCCCCCGCUUCGUGGAGCAGAGCCUGCCUGGACUUCAGCACCUGCAGCAGGAGGUGGAGGCCCGGAGCGGCAACUACGCUGUCUCAGAAGCGUUCCUGAGGCUGGUCUGCGUCCUGCUCCAGUCUGGCACAUCCUCUCCUACUCUGCAGGCCUAUGUGGGGUUUGUUGUUGGCUAUAUCUUGCCCAACCACCCGCGGUGGCUCUACGCCAGCCAGUCCCAGAGAUGGCGCAUCAAUGCAGCCGCCGUCAGAGUCGUGCACCUGGCGCUCACAACUGACGCGUUGCCCAUGCUGCCAACAGUGGCGACGGCACAGGCUGCCCUGGUGCCAGAUCUGGCCGUGGCGGUCAGGCAUGCGCUGCAAAAAGGCGGCGGCAGCGCGAGCUACCUGUGGGCGGCAUUGCCCCCAGAUGCGGCCACGCUGCGCGCGCUGAGCCUCCGAGAGUCCGGCGCCGAGGCAGCCGCCGCGGAGGAGGCCGCGCAGGAGUGGCAGCGGCUGCUGCCUGCCCUCGGCCUCGGGCCCGCGGCGCCCCUGGCCACCCUGUCCUCAUCCCUCUUCCAGGUGCCGCGUGUUGGCGUGUCCUCGCCUGCCAGCGUUUUGGCAUCCCUUGUCAGCUACGGGUACCUGGAUGCCGCGGCCCAUGCAGAGGUGCUCCGCGGCGUGCGUGCCCUGGCGCUGGCUGCCGCGCAGUCCACCCGAAUGUCCUUUGCAGGCUUUCUCUCCCAGGCCUGCGGGCAAGGGCAAGUGCCACUGAUGCGGUCGCGCCUGGUGGAGCCACUGAGGCUUGAAGACGCCAAGGUGGACGUCAGCUUGUAUGCAGCCUCUGUCCAGCAUCUGGUGGCAGCCCUGACCUUCCACCCAAGCGUGGUGGACCUGCUCCUGUUCCCAAGCGCCCUCACAGACUCGGAAGCUGAGGCUACCCCAGCUGGCACUUCUGGGGAUGAGCAGGCCAAGAAGAGGUCGGCAGGGUCCUCACCCAAAGGCGCCAAGAAGGAGCUGAAGGUGGCGGCUUGGAGCUGCCUGGACGGCCUGUGGGAGGCUGUGAAGUCUGGACCACGACUGCGCGCACAGCAGCCGGCCGUGCUGGCCCACGCUCUGCGCGCCCUGCUCGCCAUGUGGCAGGCGGGCCCAGUGGCAGGGCGGGCGGUGAAGGCGCUGCGGGGUCAGGGGGAUUAUUGGGGGGCGCUGGCUGGGUGCCUGCCGGAGGCCGCGCAGCGUUCCCUCCUGCUGGGCGCGCCCGACCUCGACGACGGCGGCGAUGAGGAGCCGGCGGAUGCGUGGCAGACGCGCUCGGACGGCGCGUGGCGGCUGGCCGCGGAGGCACACGCGCUGCAGCUGCUCUCGCUCGACGCCUUUGCGCACCGCCGCAGCACCGGGGACGAGGCAGGGAGCAGCGCAUGGAGCCUGCUGGACGGCUGGGCGAGGGAUGCGGACGGCGGGCAGCUGUUGGUGCUGCUGCAGCGCUACAGUGUUCCCUGCGCUGGCAGACGGCUCCUCGCCGGGCUGGAACGCUCCGCCAACGAGGCCGCCCUUGAACUGCUCAGCACCGCACUCUGUGACAAGAUGCUUGGGCCGAGCCUGCAGCUGCCAGGCUCGCUGCUGGGGUCGCUGUAUGCCCUGUCACAGCCGCUGCUCAGGCGAGGCGCCUCUCAGGAGGCCGCAGCGGCCGAGCUGCAGAAAGCGGUGGAGAGCUCUGAGAGGGGCCCAGACUCCAUGCAUGCCCACCUUGUGGCAGAGAUGGGGCGGCUCGGAGGAGGCUCGCUCCUGCUCAGGCAAGCCCCUGCACCUUGCUUUUGGGAGCCCUUCCCCAGCUAUGGCACCGCUUAUGUGUACGAUACCAACCGGCUGGCCCGGCAGAUUGGGCCGGAAUUUGCGCGCGAGCUGAAGUCUGUGCAGCAACUCCUGGCCUCCAUGAGGGCGGUGGGAGUGCUGGUGAGCACGGAGGACGCGCGGCAGGCGGCACUGCGGGCGGUUCGCGGGGCCAUCGCGGUGUCGCUGCGAGGGGGGGACGCGGCCCCCCAGCUGGGCGCCAGCGUGAUUGCCGGCGUGACGGCCGCCCUGUCGCGCGCGCUGCUGCCGCCGCUUGCGCAGGCCGCCAAGGGCGCGCGCAGCGACGACGGCGUUGCCUCCUUCUCCUGGCUCGGCGCCUGCCUCUCCUCCGCCGCGGAGGUGGCCCAGGUGCUGGUGCUGGUCCUGCAGCGGUGGCAGGGCCGGGGCAAGGCGGCGGCGUCCGGCCGGGCGCCCUCCUCAGACCUGUCCAUCUGCGCCGAACUGCUCCACAUCACCCGGUCGUGGCUGACGGGCAGGGGCGCGCUGGCGGCUGCCAGGUGCACGGAUCGCGCGCUCCUAGAGGACCUGGAGGUCAGUCUGCUGGCGGCCCUGCUGCUGGCGCUGCAGCGGCUGCCCCCUCUGCUCAAUGGGGCUGCCCGUUCCGAGCCGCGCGCCGCCCUCCGCACCGCACUCGCGCAGGCGGUGGGUCCGCUGCUGGAACUGUGCAGGGAGGCCGAGGGCAGCUCUGCCACGGCGCUGGCCAUUGCUCAGGUGAAUCUGGUGGAUGUGAUGGACCGCGCCUUCCGGACAGUGGUCAGGAGCCGCGGUAAGGGGGCGACGCAGCCGAAGGCCGUCACAGAACAAGCCAGCACCCUCAUGGGCACAUCCCUGUCACUCAUCCUCACGGCGGUGCAGCACAAAGGGGCCGCGCAGCUGUUGGCGGACCAGGGCCUCCUCAGCUGCCUGCUGGCCAUGGCUGCCUGGAUGGUAGCGCCUGACGGGGGAGGGCUGGGUAGCGCGGUCAAUGAGGAGCCGGUAGAAGCAGGGUCGGGCGGCGCGAGGCGGCCGCAGUCGGCGGCCACGGCACCACCGGGCGCGGAUUACGCCGGCGCGUACAGCAGCGGCGGGCGGCCGGUGCCCGUCCACCAGCACUGGCUGUCCCUCUGCGCCAUCCUUGGGGUGGUGGUGCGUGCGCUGCCUGGGUGGACGGCUGUUGAGGCUGAUGCGGUGGCGUUGCUGGUGGCUGCGGAGGAGCGCCUGCUGCUGGCACUGGAGCCCCCGGCCGCAACGCCUGCGCAGCCGCUCACCCUCGCCAUGCUCCAGGCGCGCACAUUCCCUUCCAUGAACUGUUUUUGGGGCGCACGACAGGGGGCGGACAGAGACAGAUUUGGCUUCAACUGUGCCGCCUGCAUGCUGCACAAAGAAACGGAGCGCGCAGCGUUUCUGCUGGCUUCCCUGGCGCGGCUGCUGGGCCUGUGGCAGAUGGCGCUGCCGGCCUCGCUGCCGGCCGCACGCCAGACGGCGGCCUCCUUCCUCUCCUUCGCCGCGUUGCCUACCGCUGCCGACACCUGCGCCGUGCACUGCCCGCCUGUGUCGCCCUCUGAGAAGGCUCAGGCAAGAGAGCAGGCUGGGCUGCCGGUGGGGGAGGCGUGGUUUGAUGUGUGCGCGGAGGGCAGCAGAGAGGCGAAGGCCGGCGCCGGCGACUACAGCGAUUUGAAGCACAGCGACUACAGCGCCAGCCUGGCAGAGGCGCUCUACGGCAGCGUCGCCCAGGCGCUCUCCUUCCUCUGCGCUGUUGCUCCAGAGGUUGGGGAGGACGAGGUUGCAGAAGGGCUGGGCCCGGAGUGGCCGGAGCCACGGCAGCUUGCGGGCCUGCAGCAGCAGUGCCUGGCGAUGUCCUUCGAGGUGUGCCAGCGCAGCAUGGCCGGCAACGCGCGCGCGGCGCGGCUGUGCCGCACUCUGCUGGCCAUCCUGGCAAUGAGCCGCCGCCUGCAGGCCGCCCAGGGGUUCCACCCCGACCCGGCGCUGGCCGAGCGCAUCCGGGACGGCCAGGCGCGCAUGACCGCCGCGCUGGCACCGCCCGGGAAUGCCUCAUGA
Messenger RNA from Coccomyxa subellipsoidea C-169, 5790 nucleotides. RefSeq lists its product as hypothetical. The transcript is spliced from 34 exons. Gene Ontology annotation, molecular function: structural constituent of nuclear pore. Gene Ontology annotation, cellular component: nuclear pore inner ring. The record is from RefSeq and is a predicted model, not a curated record. Lineage: Eukaryota; Viridiplantae; Chlorophyta; Trebouxiophyceae; Coccomyxaceae. Gene Ontology annotation, biological process: RNA export from nucleus; protein import into nucleus. The coding region runs from base 1 to 5790 and encodes 1929 amino acids.